AAACAAAUCGGAUGUUUGGUGCUGUCUCAUUCAGCACUAAUAAGAAACAAACAAAUGGCAGGGCAUAAUGUGAGGGAUCCACUGAUGAAUGUAGAAUACCAUGAGAAGUGUCCUGGAUGCCAGGUUGAUCAGCAAAAGGCAGCGCAGCAUGGACAUUUGCCUAUCUCCAGACUUUUUACAGUGUUCAUUGCGGUGCUUACCACAGCUAUGCAAGUAUCAUCUCUCUUUCCUUUCAUUUAUUUCAUGGUACAGGAUUUCAAUAUCGCAAAGCAAGAAGAGGACAUUAGUUAUUAUGCAGGCUUUGUAGGCUCGUCGUAUAUGCUUGGAAGGGCUCUCACCUCUGUAUUUUGGGGCAAAGUGGCAGAUCGAUAUGGUCGCAAACCUGUAAUCAUUAUAGGAACUUCAACAAUAGUUAUUUUCAACACUCUCUUUGGUCUUAGCAUAAACUAUUGGAUGGCUGUUAUUAUGAGGUUUCUUCUUGGAAGCUUAAAUGGUUUACUUGGACCAAUCAGAGCAUACACAUUUGAAAUUCUUCAGGAGGAACACCACGCACUAGGACAAUCAAUUGUUGCUGCGUCAUGGGGCACAGGGUUGAUACUUGGACCUGCUCUGGGAGGCUUUCUUGCGAAGCCUGCAGAUAAUUUUCCUCAUCUUUUUUCACCACGAUCUAUAUUUGCAAGAUUUCCAUAUUUCUUGCCAUGCCUUGCUCUAUCACUUUUUGCACUAGUUGUGGUAAUCGCUAGCCUUUGGCUUCCGGAAACAUUGCAUAACCAUGAUUUACGCAAGAUUCCAAGUGAUGACCCAAUCGUAGAUUUGGAGAUCAGUGCACUCGUUGAGUCUGAUGCCACAGUUUGUACACAUGAAAAGAAGAAAUCAAAAUCUAAAGAGAGCCUUUAUUCUAACUGGCCGCUGAUGUCAUCUAUAUUGGUGUACUGUGUUUUCUCAAUUCAUGAAAUGGCUUACUUGGAGAUAUUUCCAUUAUGGGCUGAGAGCCCUAGGAGACUAGGUGGCCUGAGUUAUUCAACCAUAAAUGUCGGUGAAGUUCUUGCAAUUUCAGGUCUUGGACUUCUGCUAUUUGAGCUUUACCUAUAUCCAAAAUUGGAGAAGAAAGUUGGCUGCAUCUUGAUAACUCGUAUAUCAGCGGUUGUCUCCAUCCCACUUUUGACAAGUUAUACUUAUAUAGCCAUGCUAUCUGGGAUCCUCCUCUCCAUAUCGAUAAACUGUGCUUCUUUAUUUAAAAAUGUUUUAAGUGAAUUCAUCGUAACCGGCUUGUUCAUAUUGCAAAAUAGGGCUGUGGACCAACACCAGAGAGGGACUGCUAAUGGCAUUGCGAUGGCUUUUAUGUCGCUGUCUAAGGCAAUCGGUCCAGCUAUUGGAGGAGCACUCCUUUCCUGGGCACAAGGCCGGCGGGAUGUUGCCUUUCUACCAGGUCCGCAGAUGGUCUGGUUCAUACUAAAUAUUGUCCAAGCAAUCGGAGUGACAAUGACUUUCAAACCUUUUCUGGUUGAACGCCCGCUAUGAAAAAUGCCUUGUCUGGAACCUGCAUUGGUUUAUUAUUUUCUUCUUUUCAAUAUAAUCUUAUGGCAUUCAAAAUAUUGUUGUAGUUAAUUAUGAAUUGGGUCUUCUGUUAUGAGAAAUGUGUCUCCAGGAGGCAGUUACAGACUGAUCUCACAGUACUUCUAAAACCAGUCAUGACUAGAGUGUUUAUCAUAAGAUACCUAUAUUCACUGA
Molecule: messenger RNA, 1731 nt
Organism: Daucus carota subsp. sativus
Lineage: Eukaryota; Viridiplantae; Streptophyta; Magnoliopsida; Apiales; Apiaceae
Product: protein ZINC INDUCED FACILITATOR-LIKE 1
Exons: 17
Coding region: 55-1521 (488 amino acids)
Biological process (GO): regulation of stomatal closure; transmembrane transport
Cellular component (GO): plant-type vacuole membrane; plasma membrane
Molecular function (GO): solute:potassium antiporter activity
Source: RefSeq, a predicted model, not a curated record